AUGGAAAAUUCCACAUAUUUCCAUCCUUCUGUGCUGAUGCUGAGCUUUGGAGAUUUGACAUCUUUGAGAUAUCUGUUUAGCGCAUUAACACUGAUUGGUUAUUUCAUAAUUAUUUUUGUCAAUGGCACAGUCAUUAGUGCAGUAGUACUGAACAAAACUUUACAUGAACCCAUGUAUAUAUUUAUUGCUGCCCUUUGUGUAAAUGGACUAUAUGGCAGCAUUGCUUUCUAUCCCAUUUUAUUUGUUCAUUUAGUUUACAAUGUACAAACAAUUUCCUAUACAGGAUGUUUGACACAAGUAUUUUUCCUUCAUACAUAUGGAAGUUUUGAAAUGACCACAUUGACCAUCAUGGCAUAUGAUCGUUAUGUCUGUAUCUGUAACCCCCUGAGAUAUAACAAUAUUAUGUCUCUUGCAACAGUAUUUAAAUUAAUUGUCGCCGCAUGGCUGUACCCUAUUGUAAUUGUAGGGUUACAUGUAAUGCUGACAGCACGACUACCUAUGUGUGGAUCAUUAAUAAUGAAGGUCUACUGUGAUAACUGGUCCGUAGUGAGACUCUCCUGUGUUGAUACUACAGUGAACAAUAUUUAUGGAUUCUUCAUUGCUUCAAGCCUGGUGGUGUCUGCAUUAGUAAUGCUUAGUUACUCCUAUACUAAAAUACUGAAAGUGUGCACAAGAUCUUCAAAAGACAUAUUAAACAAAGCAAUGCAGACCUGUGGUCCUCAGCUGAUAACUAGUGUUAACUUCAUAGUUGAUAUUUUUUUUGAAAUUUUUCUUUAUCGGUUUACACCCACAAUUAUUCCAUAUAAUGUGAGACAGUUUAUGUCCAUGCAGUUUCUUGUAGUGCCCCCGCUUCUUAAUCCUCUAAUCUAUGGAAUUAAAAUAACUGAGAUGAGGGUAAAGAUAAUUAAAAUGUUCAAUAUGAAUAAGAUUUACAACAAAUAG
Pelobates fuscus (common spadefoot toad) is the source of this 942-nucleotide messenger RNA. RefSeq names its product olfactory receptor 52E4-like. Gene Ontology annotation, biological process: detection of chemical stimulus involved in sensory perception of smell; G protein-coupled receptor signaling pathway. Gene Ontology annotation, cellular component: membrane. The transcript has a single exon. Bases 1 to 942 code for a protein of 313 amino acids. Lineage: Eukaryota; Metazoa; Chordata; Amphibia; Anura; Pelobatidae. The record is from RefSeq and is a predicted model, not a curated record. Gene Ontology annotation, molecular function: olfactory receptor activity; G protein-coupled receptor activity; odorant binding.